Molecule: messenger RNA, 3033 nt
Organism: Nilaparvata lugens (brown planthopper)
Lineage: Eukaryota; Metazoa; Arthropoda; Insecta; Hemiptera; Delphacidae
Exons: 1
Coding region: 1-3033 (1010 amino acids)
Biological process (GO): DNA integration
Molecular function (GO): nucleic acid binding
Source: RefSeq, a predicted model, not a curated record
AUGACAGAAUAUCAUGAGCUUGGCCAUUUGGAACUUGCCAAAUCCGCUUCUGACUAUGUGAUUCCACACCAUGCAGUUUUUAAAAAUAAGGACCCCACUCAGAAAAUCAGGGUGGUGUUUAAUGCUUCCAGCAAGGAUACCAAUGGGCAUUCACUAAAUGAGAAUUUGUUACCAGGGCCAAAACUGCAGUCCAAUAUUAUUCAAGUAUUGACCAAAUUCCGCACUUACAAGUACAUUGUCCUUUCUGAUUGCAAGCAGAUGUAUCGCCAGAUUUUGUUAAGGCCUGAAGACUGCCGUCACCAACAUGUUUUUUGGAAACCUAAUUAUCAUGAACCUGCAAAAGAAUUUGAACUUAAAACCGUAACCUAUGGGCUUACUUCCAGUGCUUAUUUAGCGCAACGCACAUUGCAACAACUUGUCAAGGAUGAAGGAGAAGCAUUCCCUCUGGCAAGUAAAGUUUUAACAAGUCAAACUUAUGUUGAUGACCUGCUGGGAGGAAGUAACAAUUUUUCUGAAGCACAAACGCUUAUUUCUGAACUGAUUGAGUUAUUGUCGCUUGGCUCCUUUGAACUUCGGAAAUGGAACUCUAAUACUCCUGAAUUGAUCGCUAACUUGCCUGCAGAAUUUUUGGAAAAUCAAGAUUGUAUGUUUGAUGACAAUGCUACUGCAAAAGUUCUUGGAAUUGUCUACAGCCCACUCGCGGACAACUUUCGCUAUUUCAUUUCUCCUUUUAAUGGGCAAAUCACUAAAAGAACCGUUCUAUCAUUCAUCGCUCGAGUCUACGACCCCCUUGGGUGGCUCACUCCUCUCAUAAUGCUGUUCAAGCUAUUCAUGCGCACGCUGUGGUCUCAGCAAUUAGCUUGGGACACUGAGGUUCCAGCCUCACUUCGAGCUCAUUGGGAGCUGAUUACCGCUGAAAUUUCCCGUUUGGACAAUGUUGUAAUCCCGCAUUUACUCGCCUGUAACCGCUCUACUACCCGGCUGCUUGGAUUUGCCGAUGCCUCCGAAAAGGGGUUUGCUGCUUGUAUAUAUAUUCAUGAAGAGACUGAAAAUAGAUAUGUUAACUGCCGUCUCAUAGCCGCCAAAAGUCAUGUCGCCCCGCUGAAAACUAUGACAAUUCCACGCCAGGAAUUGAUGGGUUGUUUUCUGCUUGCUCGUUUACUAUCCGCCAUCUUACCUACGCUGUCCGAAUAUGAUUUACAAGAAAUUCGACUCUACACUGAUUCCAAGACUGCCUUGGAUUGGAUCAAUACACCCACAUACAAAUUGCAGAUUUUUGUUGCCAACAGAGUACAGCAAAUUACUCAGUUAACAAAACUUGAGUCAUGGCAUCACGUUACUUCUGCUAACAACUGUGCAGAUAUUGCUUCGAGAGGCUUGACUCCCGCUGAAAUCGUCUCCUGCCAUGAUUGGUGGCACACUACCAAUGCGUUUCGUUGUCUCGCCACUGACUUUCCCGUGUCCAAUCAUCUUGUUUCCAACAUUGUACCUGAGAUGAAAACUAACCCGCUGUACAUUCUCGCUACUGUUGAAGAACCAAUUGAGAAUCGUUUGUAUACCGCUAUAGAACAUGUAUCCAAAUUUGGAAAGCUAUGUCAUAUUUUUGUCUACAUACUAAGAUUUGUCAACCGCAUCAAACCAGCCCGUUAUGAAUAUCGCUGCAAAAUAGUCAAACAGAUUGAAACCUGUGAAACGCCUGCCUCAAUUGACACCACCGCCUGUGAAGCUGAAAUAGCUAGAAAACUCAUUGUUCAUGUUGUGCAACGGGAUAAAUUUCAGAAGGAAAUAACAGAGUUGAAAGCUGGAAAAUGUCCUAAGCAUCUACUAACAUUGCAACCGUACAUUGAUGAUUACGAUUUGAUACGCUUAUCUGGUCGUCUUGGGCACGCUCCGAUUUCUAGUGAAGCUAGAAAUCCAUUAUUGCUGCCGAAAAAUGAGCAUGUAUCCUCACUCAUCAUUCGACACAUACAUCUUCAAAAUUGUCAUGCCGGUCCCCGCACCACACAAGCAGCUGUUUGCCAACAGUAUUGGAUAAUCUCUGCCCACAAUCAAGUUUGCCGCAUAAUACAUCAAUGUGUCAUUUGUAACCGCUUUUGCCGCACCAACCUACAGCAACGUAUGGCCCCGCUACCUGCUGAACGAGUCACCGCCAAUAGACCAUUCAAUUUAACUGGCUUGGACUUUGCUGGUCCUUUCUCAUGCAAAACAUCUUUAUUGAAACGCACACAAACAACAAAAGGUUAUCUGUGCAUAUUUGUAUGUUUGACCACCAAAGAUACUCAUCUAGAGUUCCUGUCCUCGAUGUCUGUCAACAACUUCAUCGCCGCUCUACACCGAUUUAUUGCCCGCAGAGGUGCGCCGCACACUCUGUUUUCAGACAACGCUAAGACUUUCACAUCCGCCGCAAGAAAAAUGUAUGAGUUAGAAAAACUCUUGAAGACGAUGCCCUCUGAAGUGAAGUGCUUUCUGUCCAACUACGGCAUAAACUGGAAGUUCAUUCCCCCUUAUGCUCCGCAUCAAGGAGGCAUAUGGGAAGCCGCCGUCAAAUCCGCCAAAACACUGCUACACCACUGUAUUGGGGACACAGCUCUUACAUACGAAGAGUAUGACACCAUUUUCGUUAGAAUUGAAAGUAUUCUAAAUAGUCGACCGCUUACAGAAUUGUCCUCUGAACCUGCAGAAGCUGCCUCCGUGCUCACUCCCGGGCACUUCCUAAUUGGUAGACCUCUUACCGCACCACCGCAACCCAUAGAGACGAAGGAACUAUUGGUCGCACGCCGCUGGAGACUUACAAACCAAAUGACCCAAUAUUUCUGGAAUCGCUGGUCCAAGGAGUACCUAUGCACCUUGAUCAAUCGCACAAAAUGGAAAACCGCUGAAAGAAACUUGCAACUUAACGAUUUGGUCAUAAUAAAAUCUGUCAACACCUCUCCUCUCAGCUGGCCAUUAGGCAGGAUUAUUGCGCUACACCCUGGUAAAGAUGGACUAGUACGUGUAGUCACUAUCAAAUGCGCAUCUGGGAACAUUGUUUGA